Molecule: messenger RNA, 2238 nt
Organism: Eruca vesicaria subsp. sativa (arugula)
Lineage: Eukaryota; Viridiplantae; Streptophyta; Magnoliopsida; Brassicales; Brassicaceae
Source: the annotation of a GenBank genome assembly
AUGGCUUCGAACUACUACUCUGCUCAGAUAAAGCAAUGCCUUGAGUUCGGAACUAGAAACCAAACCCGCCACUUGAAAACAAUCCACGGACACAUCAUCAAAACUCUUCCCUAUCCAGAAACAAUCCUACACAACAAAAUCAUCCAUGGCUAUGCGAAAAUCAGAAACCCAACUUAUGCACGCAGAGUGUUCGACGAAAUUCCCCAACCAAACCUCUACUCCUGGAACAGUCUCCUCAUGGCCUAUUCACAAUCUGGGCAUCAUCUCUCAGAGAUGGAACGCACUUUCAAGCGGCUUCCGGAGCGUGAUGGCGUCUCCUGGAACUUGCUAAUCUCCGGAUAUUCCUUGAGUGGUCUUGUGGGUGAAGCAGUCAGGGCUUAUAACACGAUGAUGAAAGAUGGGUCUGGAGAUUUUUUGACGAGGGUUACUGUGAUGACAAUGCUGAAGCUUUGUUCGGACAAUGGGCGUGUUGGUUUAGGGAAGCAAGUUCAUGGACACGUCGUGAGACGUGGGUUUGAGUCUUAUCUUUUAGUUGGGAGUGCAUUGAUGGAUAUGUAUGCAAAAGUUGGUUUCAUCUCUGAUGCAAAGACGGUUUUUUACGGUUUGGAGGAUAGGAACACGGUUAUGUACAACUCGUUGAUGGGAGGGUUGCUUGCGAGUGGAAUGGUUGAAGAUGCUAAGAAGUUGUUUCAAGGGAUGGAGAAAGAUUCAGUUUCUUGGACGGCUAUGAUUAAAGGGCUUGCUCAGAAUGGACUGGAGAAGGAGGCUAUUGAGUAUUUUAGAGAGAUGAAGAUGGAAGGCUUGACGAUGGAUCAGUUUACGUUUGGGAGUGUGUUACCUGCUUGUGGGGGAUUAGGAGCAAUAGAGGAAGGGAAAAAAGUUCAUGCUUGUGUGAUCAGGACUAAUUUUCAGGAUAACAUAUAUGUAGGCAGUGCUCUCGUUGACAUGUAUUGUAAGUGUAAGUGUAUAGACUACGCAAAGGCUGUUUUUGAUGGAAUGAGGCAGAAGAAUGUUGUGUCUUGGACAGCAAUGGUUGUGGGUUAUGGCCAGAGCGGUCGUGCUGAAGAAGCUGUUAAAAUGUUUUUGGAAAUGGAAAGAAGUGGAGUUCAACCAGAUCAUUAUACUCUUGGACAAGCGAUCAGUGCCUGUGCGAACAUAUCUAGCUUGGAAGAAGGCUCCCAGUUUCAUGGAAAAGCUGUAACUUCUGGCUUUGUACAUUAUGUCAUUGUUUCAAAUUCACUGGUGACUCUGUAUGGAAAAUGUGGGAACAUUGAUGAUUCUACUAAGCUGUUCAACGAGAUGAGUUUCAGGGAUGAAGUCUCUUGGACUGCAAUGGUUUCUGCGUAUGCCCAAUUUGGAAGAGCCAUCGAGGCUAUUGAUUUGUUUGACAGAAUGGUACAACAUGGACUAAAACCUGAUGGAGUGACAUUGACCGGUGUUAUAUCAGCUUGUAGUAGGGCAGGAUUAGUGGAGAAAGGGCAACGAUAUUUUGAGUUAAUGACAAAUGAAUAUGGAAUAUUACCGAGUAAUGGCCAUUAUUCUUGCAUGAUCGAUCUCUUCAGCCGAUCUGGAAGGUUAGAGGAAGCCAUGAGUUUCAUAAAUAGGAUGCCUUUUCCCCCAGAUGCGAUUGGUUGGAUCACUUUACUCAGCGCAUGUAGAAACAAAGGUAACUUAGAAAUAGGUAAACAGGCGGCUGAGUCACUCAUAGAACUAGAUCCUCAUCAUCCUGCUGGCUAUACCUUAUUAUUAAGCAUAUAUGCUUCAAAGGGGGAAUGGGACUGUGUAGCACAGUUAAGGAGGGAGAUGAGAGAGAGGAAAGUGAGAAAAGAACCAGGACAGAGCUGGAUCAAAUGGAAAGGGAAAUUACACAGUUUCUCAGCGGAUGACGAGUCAAGUCCAUACUUAGAUCAGAUAUAUGCUAAGCUCGAGGAACUGAACCAAAAAAUCAUAGAUGAUGGUUAUAAACCAGAUACUAGUUUUGUUCAGCAUGAUGUGGAGGAAGCAGUUAAAAUAAAGAUGCUUAACUAUCACAGUGAAAGACUCGCCAUUGCUUUUGGAUUGAUAUUUGUACCCUCUGGCCUACCUAUUAGAGUAGGAAAAAACCUUAGAGUGUGUGUGGAUUGCCACAUCGCCACUAAACAUAUCUCCAGAGUCACUGGUAGAGAGAUAAUUGUUAGAGAUGCUGUUAGGUUUCACCGUUUUAAAGAUGGAACUUGCUCAUGUGGAGACUUCUGGUAG